Photinus pyralis (common eastern firefly) is the source of this 1245-nucleotide messenger RNA. Its product is annotated as E3 SUMO-protein ligase KIAA1586-like. The record is from RefSeq and is a predicted model, not a curated record. The coding region runs from base 1 to 1245 and encodes 414 amino acids. Gene Ontology annotation, molecular function: protein dimerization activity. Lineage: Eukaryota; Metazoa; Arthropoda; Insecta; Coleoptera; Lampyridae. The transcript has a single exon.
AUGAUUGGAAAAAAAUCUGGAGUAGCUACACAGUUAAUUAGUCAAUAUCCAGAUUUAGUAGUAUGGCACUGUUCUAACCACCGUUUAGAACUAGCAGUCCAUGACGUACUGGAGGAAGUUGAUGGCAUCAAUCAUUUUAAGAUAUUUUUCGACAAGUUGUAUAGUUUAUAUAGUGCUUCGCCAAAAAAUCAAUACGAAUUAAAACGAUGUGCGGCAAAUUUAGACGUUCAGCUGUAUUCUAUAGGACGUAUACUCGACACACGCUGGGUUUCUUCAAGUUUAAGGUCAGUAAAAGCUGUGUGGAGCAACUACAACGCCCUGUAUCAACAUUUUGACAACGCUUCCAUUGACAUGUCAAGGCAAAGUAAGGAAAGAUGCACAUAUUCUGGGUUGAAAGAUAGGUUAACUGAAACCGGAUUCGUUUAUAAUUUAGGAUUAUUGUAUGACGCUCUUUCAGAACUUUCGUAUUUAUCUCUGGAAUUACAAAAACGUAACAAAACCCUUCCUGAAGCUCACGCCUUAAUUACACGACAGAUUCGCGUGGUAGAAUCAAUGAUUGAUAAUCCAGGAAUAUACCUUAAACAAGUAGAAACCUCUAUAAAUGUACUUGAAUUUCGUCAUGUCAAAUUGCACAACGGUAGAAGAGUGACUAAAAUAAAUAGUGCACAGUUUUAUAGAAGCCUGACUAAUAAUCUGAAGCAACGUUUACUAAGAUUUUCUUCUCACCGAUCAGGAACGGAACCACAAAUUUCCGAAGAUUACAAUAAAUUUGUAAAAACUUUAGAAAUAUUUGACCGUAACCAGUGGCCCCAAGAACCCAGCAUAAGGUACGGAGAAGAUGAAAUUCGAGUGUUGUGUGAAAAGUUUAAACUAUCUGGUCACGACUAUGUAAGAAGCUUUCGCGAAUAUGUAGAUUCUGGCAUUGUGUCUAAACCGUUAGAUUUGCUGAUGAAAACUGUUAAUACAUUAGUUGUUUCAACAGCGGAGUGCGAACGCAUAUUCAGUGCAAUGAACAUUAUUCAUUCGGAUUUAAGAAAUAAACUAAAAGUAACUACAGUGUCUUCAUUGCUAUUCAUAAAAUGUGUUGGUCCACCGCUUCCCCUAUUUAAACCUCAAACUUAUGUUAAAGCAUGGAUGUUACUAGGACGCCGUGAUGCUGAUUAUACGAAAUGUGCUGCACGUCAGAAGGACCAAGCUCCAAAUUUGACAACUGAAUAUCAACUUCUGUGGGAUCACCUUAAUUAA